Messenger RNA from Pyrenophora tritici-repentis Pt-1C-BFP, 930 nucleotides. RefSeq lists its product as uncharacterized. Lineage: Eukaryota; Fungi; Ascomycota; Dothideomycetes; Pleosporales; Pleosporaceae. The record is from RefSeq and is a predicted model, not a curated record.
AUGCUCAUCAUAUCGAUGCUUCCAGCCUACCAGAUGGGUUACCAUCUCUGGGAUAUCCACCCACUGAAGCUCUUCGGUUCGAUGAAAGCUGCCCAGAUGGGCAUGGCUACACAAGUGCUUUUCACACUCAUCACCACUUUCAUGAAAGUGGCUAUUCUCCUCACAUAUAUCCGCAUCUUCCCCGGGAAGCUGGACAGAUGGUUUUGUCGCUUGAUGAUCGGAUACACGGUAUCACUGAACAUUGCAUGCUUCUUUGUCAUCUUGUUCCAGUGCUCGCCGGCGAGCACGUACUGGGAAGUUUUCAAGUACUUCCACACUGCCAAGUGUCUCAACAUCAAGGCCAUCUACUACUUCCACGGAUCACAAAACACGCUUAGCGACUUUCUUAUCUUCUUGUGGCCCGCAAAAAACCUCCUCAGCGUACAAGUCUCGUUGCGCCAACGUCUGACGCUGACAAGCAUGUUUUCACUCGGUGUCAUUGUAUGUAUCGCUGGCGUCGUACGCAUGUAUUACACACAUCUUUACUUGGUAUCCUUUGAUGCCUACUGGUACGGAGCCUCAACCUUCAUCAUCAUGUCCGUCGAAAGCGGCGUCGGCGUCGCCUGCGGCUGUCUCCCCGGCUGCAAACCUCUCAUGAACAAACUCAUGCCCCGCGUCUUCGGCAACACAUCACAAGCCUCGCGACGACGCCCAUCCGGUCCCUUUGGCGCACCAAAAGCCAUGCCAUCCACCUCCUCGGCGGGAAUGUCAACACAGGGAUCAUACCGCAUGCAGCCUAUCCGGCCGGCGGGCGCCGCACUAUCUCCCGAGAAACGCGGCAGAGACAUAGAUGUGGAGAAACAGUUGCCUACCACACCGUUGCCGUCGCAUCAGAGCAUACGGCCACCGAAUCUAGCAGUUUUUGUCGGCUCAUCAUCUUCGGCCACGUGA